AAUAAGAAAGUAUGGUUUAGUAUCUGCUUUUAACGUUCAUUAUUGAAUUAAUCUAUGACAAAUCUACCUCAUUCCCGAGGAACUUAUUCAUUUGAAUCACAAAAAUCCGAGAUAAACAAGAGGAAAAAAAAAUUUGAUGAUGGAAGUAUAUGUUUUGGUCCAUUACAUCGCUACGUUCACUUAAAUGAUGCAGCAAAUUCACAAAUAUUUACAUUUCUCUUGCUACCACAUCUUUUAUGUGGUUUAGUUAAUUAUGUCGAGACGCAAGUAUUCCAAUAUGCUGAACACGAAUGGUUUGUAAGAUUCGAAAGGACCGAUACUCAUCUAGGUUUUUACUUGGAGUUGAUUACGCAGAAAUCCGAAAAUUGUGAAACUAUGUUUGUAACAUCAUCACAGAUACCAAUCAAUAAAUCAGACCAUAAUGUCACUAAACGUCCAACACAAUGGAAAACUAUUACGUUAGAUUUUGAAUUCACAAUAAAAAAUCGAAAUGUUUUCAGUCAGAAUGAGUGUUUUUCCAAAUCAAAUUGUACAUUUACACAAGAUAGUUGCAGACAUGGACGUAAAAAUGUCAUAGAUUUAUCUACAUUAUCCUCAAAACGUUUUUUAUUUGAUGACGGUAAGUGUAUUAUAGAAUUGGGGUUACGUAACCCACAUAUAUGCAUAAAACUACAAGCAAACCAAGUUGAAGAUCCCACAAACCAUCUGUUACUUAAAAAAGACAGAAAAAGAACUCAUAAUAAUGGUUCUGUUGUAUUAAGGCGAAUGGAUAAUGAAACAAUCACAUUUCCAGAUACCAUUCAUUUUGAAACUGAUCACUUUUCAUAUGCUGGUGAUACAUGGGUUCUUACUAUUGACAUUGAACCAUAUCGUGACUUAUUGAGAAAUUUAACUUUUGACAGUGAUAAUAAUCAUGAUGUAUGUGCAGAUGUGGAAAUAUGCUUGACAAAAAAGUCAGAGCAUAAGACAGAUAAUUACACAUAUUAUAAUGCUGAGAAACCACUUGGAACACAGUGGACACGACUACUGUGUAAUGCCUAUUUACCAGGUGAAUGUCAUACCGGGUUGAUGCAGUUUUUAAUAGGAUCACAAGGAUGGCCAUUGAAAGCACAUUGUUGCAAGUUUGAUGAACGAACAAAUGUCGUAAAACAACAACAGCUAAAACAAGGAGAAAAAAGCCAAAAUAAUAUUUUGAAAUUUAAUUCGUGUGAAUACUUGGAAAAAGGUAAAACACGUACUCAUCAAUCAGCAGUCGCUUUUCUUUUAAGCACAGUUUCAUCAAAAUUCUGUAUCACAUUAGAAAUGAUAUUUUAUGAACGAUUAACGGUGGUUAAUUUUCCUAUCAAUAAUCUUGACAAUUUUAAUCAUGUUGACAGUUGUCUAAUUAUGGAUCCAUUUUCGCUUCCAUGGAGGCUGUUUCUGAAUAGAUCAUCACGUUUAGUGAGAGUAGGGCUGGUUCCGGAGCAGAAACCAGAUUUGGAACAUGAACCAGAAUAUCUGAAAAGCAGUGAAAAAUCGUCAAAAAUACAAAGCAAACAAUCUCACUCAGAAAGGAGCACUAUACCAAGCGGUUAUCUAUAUCUCUUCGGUUGUAAGCUUCGUAUUCCAGGUUAUCAAUCAAACGGAACCAAUACUCGUGUUAUUGAACCAGUUGGAAAAGAAAUUUUACAAAUCACGUGCAAAAAAUCGGAUUUCUAUAACGAAUCGCUGCUAUCUAACCGACUUCGACAUUCUGGAAUAAACGUUCCGCAAAAUAAUUUGAAUAUUCUUUUAAUUAAAAAUUUACCGAAAUAUUUACUCAAAAAUAAUGGUGCUGAACUAUUGCAAAGUUUGUGUAAUACUAGUGUUAUGGACAUAGAUAAUAAAAUAUCUAAACGUUUGUUGAGGAAAGCUAGUCAAAUUAGUAGCGUACAGGUGGCCAUGGAAAUAACAUGUCAAGAAUUAACUGGGUCAAAUAUGGGAAUAUUAAAUCCUAAAACAGGUACUAUUACGAUUGAAAUUCAGUGGUUGUAUAGACAUCAAAUAUACAUCGAUACACUUUAUCAAACAGAUGAAAUUGGUGCCCGCCAAUACCAUCAAAUGAGAAAUGAACUAAUAAGAAUCACUAAAGAGAAGGAUGAGUUAGAAAGACAGCUUAUGGGGUACCGAAUGGGUCUAGUUCAAAUUGAUUCGCGUUCUCAUGGUCCAAAAAGCAUGCUUCCUUUGGAGUUCGUUCCUGGUCUGGUUGGUCAUUCCACAAGAACUACUGUACCAUCAGGUGAAGACUGGCAUAACUCCAGUUGUUAUAGUGAAAAAGCUGUGUUACAGCAACCAUGUUACAGAAUGAACAAUACUGUGUCUAGCUUGAAAUAUGAAUGUAAUAAUCAACAUACAAAAUCACAUGCAACAUCUUCGCCAUCAAACUAUUCUUCAGAUAAAUUGAAAGCAUGUAAACCGUAUGGUUUAUUAUCAACAUGCCAUAUAGAGAACAAUAUGAGCCAUAGUUUGUUAGACUAUGAGUCUUCAGAUGAAUCAGCUCCAAGGUCAUCAUAUCCUAUUUAUCGACCAACCUCAAAGCAACCUAUGAGUUCCAAGUGUGGGAGAAUAAGUUCGUGAUUAAACAAAUCAAUCAUAGUGAAUGUAACCAAUUUGAAUUUAAAUUGUUGUGUAAAAAUGACGAAAUUUACUAGUUCGAAUGAGUGCGAUAAAUUCCUAAUAAUAAAAGCAUACAUUUGACGACUUCGCAAAAUCUAAUAACUUCGAAGUUGUCCUUUGACAAACAUGACUUGGAAUUGUCUGCGUCAGAAAACAUUCAAAUUUUAAAAUAAUGGAACAUACAAGCUACUUUAUACAUAUUCAGAAACGAAUACGUCCAGCAACAAAAUAUGGCUUUCCUUCAGUAAAUCUUGGCAUAAUGGAUCAAUGGGUUGAUCAUUUUAAAAUCAUACAUUCACAAUGUUAUUAGGAAUACGUUUUUAUUGACAUGUUAUCUAAUUAAUUCGCCCCAACUUUUUAUCUUAGAAUCCAUUUCAUAAGGGUUUAAACACUUAUGAAAAAUGGAACCCUAUUAACUGUAACUUGUAAUUAUUAUAUAUUGGUUUUUGCUAAUUAGAUUUAUGGCUAAUUAAUAUUAUACUCGUAGAGUUAUUUAUCGUCUAACUGAAGUACUUACAUUUGAAAGUAUUUUAAGUUGAUGAUAUCGUAUUCAAAUUGACGUUCAUUCUUGUAAUUUUUUUAGUGAAGACAUUUUAGUGCGAUUGUAGGUAUAAAUAAAUGAGGAACCUCAAAUAAAAAUAAAAUAAAAAUUGAGUUUUCUGUGUUGUUAUGAAGGUUAUCAAAAUGACUUGAACUAAUUGAAUAAAACAAAUAGUGCAAGUUAAUAAAUGAUAACACAGUCUACAUUUUGAAACUAAUCUGGUAUCUAAUAAUCAACCUAUUAUUCGAAUAACAUUUAGAUUAGAUGAACUUUUAGAAUUUAAUUAUCUAUUCAGACAAGAGAUCUACUAAAAACUGGUGUCUAUUCACA
Schistosoma bovis is the source of this 3505-nucleotide messenger RNA. The record is from the annotation of a GenBank genome assembly. NCBI's taxonomy places the organism in Eukaryota, Metazoa, Platyhelminthes, Trematoda, Strigeidida, Schistosomatidae.